UGGAGGUUGCAAUAAUCAAUUUCGCUAACUUUAAGUUCUUAUGGGAAUCUUUCAAGUUCUGGCAGAAUCAUCGUUACCCAUCUCGUUGAUUCUUGUUGGGGUUAUGAUUUCAGAUUAUAAAGGUUAUGUUUUUCCCCCGUUCAUUUUCUUCCUUUGAGCUAAGCUUUGAGCUGCUGUGAACUUUCUUGUAUUAUCGUGGGUUCCUUUUGGUCUUCUGUAAUGAUCUGAAUUGUGCUUUGUGUUCGUGGGUUCUUUUGAUCGGAGGUUUUGCUAUCCUGGUCAAAUGAAAGCUUUGUAAUUUGCUUCAGGGGUUCUGUUACUCGUGUUCCUGCAUGUUCUGUUAUUUUGGCUCUUGUAAAUAGUCAAUUGCUUCUUGAGAUUCCGCGUGAAAUUCUAUGGGUUUCUGAGCUUUUUAGAGAAGGAUGGCUCUUCGGGAAAUUCAUUCUUGGACGUUGGGAGGUCUUGUGGGAGCCUUUAUUGACCUAGUUCUUGCCUAUUUCUUGCUAUGUGGAUCGGCUGUUGCUUUCUUUGCCUCGAAAUUCUUGAUGCUUUUCGGACUUUACUUGCCGUGUCCUUGUAAGGGAGUUUUGGGGUAUAAGAAUGGUGAUUUCUGUCUGCAUAAAGUGCUUUAUGACUGGCCGUUAAGAAAGAUAUGCUCAAUUCAGGUGAUGGCUGUAAAGAGGUUUCCUUAUGAUCUGGUGAGGGUUAAGGAUCAUACAUGCACUUUGAAUGAGAAAAUAACUGCACAGAAGAAAUCUGCGAAUGAGCUUCGCGAUUUGGAAGAUGAGGCAUCUUGCAGUUCAUGGUCUAGCCCACAUUUGCUUGCCUCAACUGAUAGGGAAAAUGGAUAUGAUACUAAGGGUAAGAGAACUGUCAAUCUGAGAAAAAGGUCAGGAAUUCGGAGGAGGAGGAAGGGUAAUUACGAAUGCGGGAAGUUCUUUUCAGUUUUUCCUUCUGAAAAUCCUCGGUCUGAUGUUACCCGGGUUUCCUCCUUGCCUUAUGAGGGUGAUGCAAUUGGAAGUAAAACGACUGAAACGAAUCCUACUUCAGGGAGAGAAGUUAGUUUACUUGAUGUCAAAGAUGCUCACAUGGAUCAUGAUAUGGAAGAAAGAACCUGCCGCAGCUAUGAAUUUCGUGGAUCCCUGGUUGAUAGCCCACCACGGGACAAAUCCUCAUCCUCAACUGAAAUCUACAUGAGUAAUGGGCAAGACAAGGUGCAGGUUGUUGAGAGUGGAGAGAGCCGUAUCAAGAUGUUGGAGGCAGCACUUGAAGAAGAGAAAGCUGCCUAUGCUGCUCUUUGCUUAGAGCUAGAGAAAGAGAGGUCUGCUGCUGCAACUGCUGCCGAUGAAGCGAUGGCAAUGAUAUCUCGUCUGCAGGAAGAGAAGGCUUUCAUAGAAAUUGAAACCAGGCAAUACCAGAGGAUGAUAGAAGAAAGAGUUGCUUAUGAGGAAGAAGAGAUGAAUAUUCUGCAAGAAAUUCUUAUAAGAAGGGAAAGGGAGAAUCACUUUCUUGAAAAGGAACUUGAGACCUAUAGACAGAUGAAUUUAAGAGUAAUUGAGCAACCAAAUGGAAAGUCAAAUUUUCAGCUAGAUGAUUUGGGACAAAAGAUAUCAUUUUCAGUUGAAACACAUGAAUCUCCCCUGCAGACUGACAGUUCCAUUUCAAUGGCCAAGAUUGCACAUCUUCAAUCAAAUCAUACAGUGGAUCAAACUUGUAUCAAAAUAAAUGAUGAAGAGAUAAAGAAAAGCAGACAACUCAAGGAUCAGUAUCAUGGGACUCUGCUCAGUUCUUGCCUUGAUACUGAGCCAGAUGUUCUUGAUGUACAUGUCAUAGAUGACAACGUAGAACUUAAGAAGGAGGAAGUUCAAAAGACAAAUGGCGUUUCAUUUAAUACUGCUUCAGAUGAACCUCGAGAUAAUCUCACUUCAGGAAGUCUUGAAGUUCUGAACAGUAUUGCAGUGAGUGACUUUCCUAUGGCAAGUAAGGCAGAAAGUGAUGAUGGUGCUGAUGCCAACAUUGAUGAAAAGUUAAAGAUUGGCUCUGAGAUUGAGAUGCUUGGAGAAAGACUGAGGAUGCUAAAGCAUGAAAAAGAAAAAUUGACUUUCUUUUCAGAGAAUGAAGAAAGUAAAAAGGUUCAGCUGAAGCUUCUGGAGGAGAUAGCAAACCAUCUUCAAGAGAUUAAACAGCUGAGAAACCCGGUUCGUGGGUCUUCCUUACCCCCCUCAUCUGCUAAGGUAAGUUUGAAGAAAAGACGCAGCCAAAGUGCUAUAUGGAAGACCUGCGAAAGCUCCUAAAUCUUGUACUAUAAAGUGUAUACUAAGUGUAUGAAAACCAUGCUUCGCUUACAUAUGAUUUACCAGUAUCUCAUUUUGCUUCUUGUGCGUUUAAGAAUGUAAAUAUCCUUAAUAGUUCACUGAGCUCAAUAUUUUGUCAAAACAGUUUUGAAUUGGAAAAAAUUUAGGUAUAGUUUUUUUGUUUUUUUAAA
Neltuma alba is the source of this 2485-nucleotide messenger RNA. Its product is annotated as probable myosin-binding protein 6. The transcript has 3 exons. Bases 423 to 2294 code for a protein of 623 amino acids. Lineage: Eukaryota; Viridiplantae; Streptophyta; Magnoliopsida; Fabales; Fabaceae. The record is from RefSeq and is a predicted model, not a curated record.